Messenger RNA from Cuscuta campestris, 1711 nucleotides. Lineage: Eukaryota; Viridiplantae; Streptophyta; Magnoliopsida; Solanales; Convolvulaceae. The record is from the annotation of a GenBank genome assembly.
GCCAAAUAGAGAUACUCAUAUUUACCCCGAGUAGUCAUCUUCAGAGAGAGCACAGCCCAAAAUCAUACGGAGAAACCCUGAACGCCAUUCAUUCUCGGGAUACACCCGUAAAGAGACAGUGCCGUUUGGGCAAUUGGGAAAAAUUGUAUGCCAAUUCUUAGAUUGUGUGAGGGCGGACUAUGGUUGCCGGAGCUGCUUCCGGCAAGAUCAACCAAAGGCGCUUUCUUUUUUGUGCUGAGAAUGGCGCAACCCAAAAUGGCUAUCGUUUGAAGGAUAUUUCAUUUCUGUGUUUAUCAAACAGUAAUGGACCAUGGAAGUGAAGUUGAACCUUCAAAGGCUCCCCCUUCAGCAUCAUCAUCAUCAUUGCCACCAUCGUCGUCAUCAUCAUCAUCAUCGAGUUCUCAUGAUUUCUCCAGAACAGAGCCAGAAACAACAUUGGCAGCUUUUUCAUUUGACAAAGCUCUGAAUGACAUUAAUGAUGCAAAUGGAAACUAUUCCAUUCCGAGAGAAGUUUUCUUUGCAUCUACGAGUUCUGCCUCUAAGGUUUCAGAUGAAUCUGCGUCACAAAACUGGUCUCCAAUGCAAUCGCCUCCAGUUCAGGUCAUGGAAAAUUUAGGAGAAUUUGACGAUUCCGGUAGAAUUUCAAUAUCAAUUUUAACAAGUGAUACCUCCACUCCGGGCUCAUCUUUUUCAUUUGAACCUUGGAGUAAUUGUAAAAAACUGGACACAUCUAUGAGUUCUGCCUCAAAGGCUGCCGAACGUUCCCCAAAUGGACCACCCUCUUCAAUUUUCAGGAGCAAGUCGUCCACACCAACAGACUGGAGCCAUGCUUCGAAUGAAUCAUUGUUCAGUAUCCAAAUUGGAAACCAUAGUUUCUCUGGGGACUUGAUCUUCAGGUCGGGUGAAUUUGAAACAUUUGGAGAACAUGGGAGGUAUGGGCAUAUGCCCGUAGCUCAUAUAGGAGAAGACAACAAAGAUGCCCUAUAUACGGGUGUGCACGUGGUACCUCUUGGAGCGGGUGCGAAUGGUCAUAGUCCUAGCAAUUUUGUUACUCAUCCGAUAACAAAGAAGCCUGAACCAACAAGGUGCGAAUAUUGCUGUACCGGUUGGACAUGGGCUGCUCCUGUAAGCGUCUACACUGCUGAUGUAAAAAGCCCAAGUGUCCAGGCGGCUUCUGCUGCAGAUGGAGCUUCCCCAGUUGCCACUGCUGUAAACAAAGACGGACCUGCUCAAAUUGCCACUGCUGCAAACGACCACAGUCUUGUGGGGGUUGCUGCUAUGAAUUUCCCUGCUUUACUUGCUACUGCUGUGAGUCAGUUACAUGUUCAUGCCUCUCCUUCAAGUGUCCAAUCUGGAGAAGCUGUUUUUGCCAUGGCUCUCGCCCUGUCCAUCGUUGAUAAUGUGGCAAACGAUAGAUGCUUGAAGAAGGCUUCAAUUUUCACUAAGAAUACGAAGUAUAUAUUUGUGUAUUCAUAUGUUUAUUGAUUCAUAUUUACAUGCUCUCCAAAGUGGUGUUUUCUUAUAGCUGUUCACCUUGGCAACUAUUGUGUAAUCAACUUUUCCAAAUAGAUUGUGCCAAUUUGCCUCCCUCCCUCUAGUCUUUAUUAGUCUCUCAGUCCCGAAUAAAAGUUUUCAUUUGCUUUUAUGCCGAAGAGGAGAAAUAAUAUGAACCACACAUUUUUUUUCUCAAAAGUAAAUGAAAACUUCAUUU